UUCAUAAGGGUCAGCAGGCUACGUUCGUUUGUUGAGCUGCUUGUCGGCGUCCGUUGCCGGUAUGUCGAUUUUAAUGCACGCGUGUACUUUGGUGGUAAAAAUCCUCAUCCUGCCGCUGCAGCUGUGGGAGCUGCUGGGUCUGUACCGAUUCUACAAGCGCGUGUUUCCCAUCCUCACGUAUUACGUUAGCUUUUCAUACAACCGAAAGAUGGACGAGAAGAAGCGCGAGCUGUUUCGCGACCUGCUGCGCUUCUCUCCGCGCGAUGGGCCGCUGCACCUGCUGGAGGUGGGCUGCGGCAGCGGGGCCAACUUUCAGCACUACCCGAGCGGCUGCAAUAUCACCUGCACCGACCCUAACCCUCACUUUAAGGAUUACCUGCAGAAAAGCAUGGACAAGAACGACCACCUGGUGUACGAGAACUUCGUAGUGGCGUCUGGGGAGGACCUGAGGGUCGUGGAGGACAAUUCUAUGGACGUGGUGGUCUGCACACUCGUUCUGUGCUCGGUUAAAAACACUCCCAAGGUUAUCCAGGAGGCCAUAAGAGUCCUGAGACCGGGUGGAGCAUUCUUCUUCUUGGAGCAUGUGGAGGCUGACCCCUCGACCUGGACAUACUUCUUUCAGCAUGUUUUCAAGCCUUUAAUGUACUAUAUCGGCGAUGGCUGUGAGACUACUCGUGCCACCUGGAAGCACAUAGAGGCAGCUGGUUUCUCCGACUUGCAGCUUCGCCACUUCCAGGCACCACUUUUCUUUCUCAUCAGACCACAUAUCUUGGGUUAUGCUAUGAAAUAAUGACGGCACAGUUGGACCGGUGACACAGUGGAUUAACACAUAUUUUUGUAUCAAAUAUGUUUUACUUCUGUGAUAUGAUUUGGUAACAAAUGAACUUGUAAAGCCAUGUGUCAGUGUCCAAUGUAACAUUUUUCUCCCAGUGGCCCCCUGGGCCAGUAGAUCAGUUUUACUGGCCCUUUGUAUAUUUUUAUGGGUGGAGGCAAAGAGGAAAAAAACACACUUUUUCAUAAACCUGUUAAUUUAUUAAUUGUACAUACACUGUAAUGAUUUGUCCAAACAACAAAGAACUGACUAAUUUUCUUCUUAGAACAUUUUAAAGAAUAUUAAUUUUUAAUUAAUAUUAAUUAAUAUGUAAUUAAUUUUUGCCUUGAAUCAUAUUGUGGCAUCGCCACGCUACAGUAUAUAGUUAAUGUAAAAAAAGAGAAAUGUUUAUGCUGGGGUGUUUGAAGUUAGACAAUGACUUUCAUUUUGAAGAGCGCUAAAAUGGGUGGAGUGGUGAGGGAGGAAAGCUAGGUGUGUUUUUAGCUUCUAGCUAAGGAAGUCUGUGUUUUUAGCUUAGCGAGCUAACAGUUUGGCCACUGAGGAUCAACAGUGAGUGCGCGCCUGUUCUGCUGGUUUUGUUGUGUUUUCUGGUGAAUUCUUCAGUAAAGCCGAGUUGUGGACCGUAACCUUGAAUUGUUUAGCUACGUUUCUCCUGAAAACCCUCAAAGUCGCACUAUUAAAAUAUUCAGUGAGAACUGAGAAUCUGAGGUGAAAGUACUAACUGCAAGUAAAAAAAAAAAUGGAGCAUUAGCUUAGCGAAGCUGGCAAUCAGCGAAGAAGGCAAAUCUAACUUACAGCUAAACCCAAAACAGAGCUCUUAGUUAAAAUAAAACAGGCGAAAGCAAGCUAACUUUACUAGCCACAGCUGAAUUUUAAGCUGAACUGCACAUCGGAGCAGCGGCAGAGGGGGUAGAGACAUUGUUAGCUAAUUUGUGCACUUCAGUUGUGUUUUCAUGGUAGAAAACACAGUAAAAUGAGUCAUGUUGAAUAUCUUCACAGUUGCAACAAUACUGCAAGCUGCAAGUUUGAUUCAUUUAACAUCAGUCUUUUUAUGCCUCCUCUUUUUAUUAACCUCAAUAGCUGCCUUCCUCAGCUCUCAUCCAAUGUUUAGAUACUGCAGACUUGAGCCUCACGGCUGAUCGGGAGUCAGAAGUUAUGACGUUGAUGUACUUCUGAAUCCUGAUAGGCUGGAUCAUUUGGCACUAGCUGCAGAGGAGGCUCCUCCACAGACCGCCGCUGCUGAGGACAUGUUAUACCAGAGAUGUGUUAUAGCAGAGCUGCUGCUGAGGACGUGUUAAACCAUACAAUCAACUUGCCUGACAUACUUUUUUUUACAUGAGGCUGAAAUUAGUUACUUAUUCGUUUGGCUCCUUAUUUGCCGGCUGAAGUUAGCUUUUUGUUGGCCGCUUCUCAUUCAGCGAACGGAGUGUUCACAAUCACAUUUUCUGCGCAGUUUCCACUUUCACAGCCUCUAAUAAUGGAGAACUAAUGUUGAAGGAAUUAAGAAUGUGUACUGUCCAUGCUGAAGAAGGACUGUUAGAAACCAUUAGGAUUGAAACCUAAGGGUUUUGCUUUCUAAUGGAAAUUGGCUUAAUGGUUUCCAAUAGAGACCACAAGUUUUCUGUACAACAUCUUUGGAUCCCAUUAGGAAACCAUCACAGGCAUUUAGAAUCAGCCGCUAGUCACCUGUUAAACCGUCAGGAUCCUUUACAUUGUGGUAUCAACCUGUUAAUAGACGCCAAAACACAUUACAAAACCAUCAGGAAUCAACAGAAACACUUAAUGGUUUCUGUUGUUUUUUUUUCAGUUGGGACAUUUGCCAUACCAUUGUGAAUAUAGAGAAUAUGACUCUAGGAUACACUAUAUCGACAAAAGUAUUGGGACACACUUCCUAAUCAAUUUUGUGGGAACAGUUUGUUGAAGGCCCUUUUCUGUUACAGCAUGACUUUGCUCAGGAGCACAAAGCAAGGUCUAUAAAGGCAUGCCUUGGUGAGUUUGAUGUGGAAGAACUUGACUGGCCCACAAACCUCAACAGAACCCCAACCUCAACCCCAUCGAAUAACUAGAACAGAGAUUGUGAGCCAGUUCCUUUCGUUCAACAUCAGAGUCUGACAUCAUAAAUGCUCUUCUGGAUGAAUGAGCAAAAAUCCCCACUGACACACUCCAAAAUCUUAUAGAAAGCUUACCAGAAGAGUGGAAGCUGCUGUUGCUGCAAAAGGGGGACCAACUCCAUAUUAAUGCCCGUGGAUUUAGAAUGGGAUGUCAUAAAAGCUUCUGUGGGUGUAAUGUGUAGGUGUCCCAAUACUUUUGUCCAUAUAGUGUAAUAAAAUAUUUAAUUCUGCAGAUACAUGAUGUUCCUUUGAUUUAUUUCUACUACAUAAUUUCGUUGCAAGUACUUUAAAGUAUGAGACUGAAGAAAAAAAUCUAGAAAUUAAAACCUUUAUUAAUCUAAAGACGCUAUUGCUCAGUAUACCAUGUUGCCAGUUAUUUUUAGUUGUAACUAAAAUUAAGAGUGGGAUGCAGGCUCUCUUUUGAAGUUUUUACAUUUUUAUUUUUCUGAAAUGUACAUAGAAUUUCAGCUUCCAAUUUAUUUUCCUGUGUCCACUAUUUUUAUUUUUUAAGUAUUAAAUCAGCUUGCGCUAGAAUAAAAUUCCUUACAGCGGAAGACUGGAUCUCGAUCUAGGACGUCAUUUUUCUGGCCCGAUGUGAAUAAUGUCAUCAGCGUCCACCUGAAAUUUCAGCUUCCUAACAGGGACAGAGUUCUCUGUUUGAAAUCUGUUAUUCUCUGCUGUUAUUGUUUACUAUCCGGUGUCGGCCAGAGGAGGAUGGUUUCCCCUUUUGAGUCUUGGUUCCUCUCAAGGUUUAUUCCUCUUGCUCUUGGGGAGUUUUUCCCUUGCCAUUGUCGCCAUCGGCUUGCUCAUGGGGACUUGGACCCGGAUUUUUCUGUAAAGCUGCUUUGUGACAACGCCUGUUGUAAAAAGUGCUAUACAAAUAAACUUUGACUUAUUUAUUUAACCUCAUGAAUAAAUCCCUCAAAAAUG
This is a messenger RNA of Colossoma macropomum (tambaqui), 3873 nucleotides long. Its product is annotated as methyltransferase-like protein 7A. The coding region runs from base 62 to 790 and encodes 242 amino acids. Lineage: Eukaryota; Metazoa; Chordata; Actinopteri; Characiformes; Serrasalmidae. The transcript is spliced from 3 exons. Gene Ontology annotation, molecular function: S-adenosylmethionine-dependent methyltransferase activity. The record is from RefSeq and is a predicted model, not a curated record.